GACCCCGAGGACGCGGGUCAUGGGGUCCCCGCCCCUCCUCCUGCUGCUCGCGGGGGCCCUGGUCCUGACCCGCACCCGGGCCGGCCCCCACUCCCUGAGAUAUUUCCUCACCACCUUGUCCCGGCCCGGCCGCGGGGAGCCCCGGUACCUGGAAGUCGGCUACGUGGACGACACGCAGUUCGUGCGGUUCGACAGCGACGCCGCGAAUCCGAGGAUGGAGCCGCGGGCGCCGUGGAUGGAGCAGCCGUGGGUGGAGCAGGAGGACGCGGGGUAUUGGGACCGGAACACGCGGAUCAGCAAGGAAAAUGCAGAGACUGACCGAGUGAACCUGAAGACCGCCCUCGGCUACUACAACCAGAGCGAGGACGGUGAGCCCCGCGACCCGGCCCCGUCACCACCCCCAUCCCCAUGGACCGGCCGGGUCGCCCCGAGUGUCGGGAUCCGAGCUUCACCCCGAGGCUGCGGAACCGCCCUGCCCCCCACCCGGGACCUGCGCUCCUGGACCGCGGCCGACACGGCGGCUCAGAUCACCCGGAGCAAGUGGGAGGCGGCCGGUGAGGCGGAGAGAGUCAGGAACUACCUGGAGGGCCGGUGCGUGGACUCGCUGCGCCGUUACCUGGAGAAGGGGAAGGAGACCCUGCUGCGCACAGACCCUCCAAAGACACACGUGACCCGCCACCCCAUCUCUGAGCAUGAGGUCACCCUGAGGUGCUGGGCCCUGGGCUUCUACCCUGCGGACAUCAGCCUGACCUGGCAGCGAGACGGGCAGGACCAGACCCAGGACAUGGAGUUUGUGGAGACCAGGCCCUCGGGGGACGGGACCUUCCAGAAGUGGGCGUCCCUGGGGGUGCCCCCUGGAGAGGAGCAGAGAUACACCUGUGUUGUGCAGCACGAGGGGCUGCUGGGGCCCCAGAGCCUGAGAUGGGAGCCUCCCUCUCAGACCCCCUUCAUCAUCAUGGGCGCUGUUGUUGGCCUGGUUGUCCUCGGAGCUGUGGUGGCUGGAGCUGUGAUGUGGGCGAGGAGGCGCUCAGGUGGGGCGGGGGGUGUGAGUUUCGUGUCCCCCUGGGGUGUCAUCCCAGGGAGACGUGUGUCCUGCUUCAUUCAUGGGAAGCACCGUCCCCAGGCCUGGGAUUGCCAGUGUGAGGUCUGUGUGCUGACUUCCUGUUUAGUGAGGCAGGUGUGACACUGAGGGACACAUGUGUCACCUGAUGGUCCUAGUGAUGGGGACCCGGCCCCAGCAGUCCCAGGUCAGAGGGCAGGUCCCUGCUGAGGACAGACCUGCAGGAGGGAGGUGGGUCCAGUCCCUGCACAUGCACUUUCCUCAGGUUUCCUGACCCUGCCUUGGGUCUGUACAGACACAGGGUUCUGGGAACUUCUCUGGGCCCAGGACUAGGCUCCUUUAGGACCUCAUGG
Messenger RNA from Miniopterus natalensis, 1413 nucleotides. The record is from RefSeq and is a predicted model, not a curated record. NCBI's taxonomy places the organism in Eukaryota, Metazoa, Chordata, Mammalia, Chiroptera, Miniopteridae.